This is a messenger RNA of Sporothrix brasiliensis 5110, 993 nucleotides long. RefSeq lists its product as uncharacterized. Gene Ontology annotation, molecular function: ATPase activator activity; protein-folding chaperone binding. The record is from RefSeq and is a predicted model, not a curated record. The transcript has a single exon. Gene Ontology annotation, cellular component: cytosol. The coding region runs from base 1 to 993 and encodes 330 amino acids. Gene Ontology annotation, biological process: protein folding; positive regulation of ATP-dependent activity. NCBI's taxonomy places the organism in Eukaryota, Fungi, Ascomycota, Sordariomycetes, Ophiostomatales, Ophiostomataceae.
AUGGUCCUCCACAACCCCAACAACUGGCAUUGGGUCAACAAGGAUGCUGCGCCGUGGGCCAAGCAGUGGUUCGAGGAGAACCUGACCAAGCUGAGCGCCGAGCAGGGCGACGUCAACGCGCGCAUCUCCAAGGUCAUCAGCUCCGAGGGCGACGUCGACGUCAGCCAGCGCAAGGGCAAGGUCAUUACGAUUUACGACGUGAAGCUCGUGCUGGAAUACACGGGCGCCGCGCCGGGCGAAGACGACGUCAGCGGCUCCAUCACGAUUCCCGAGGUCGCCCACGACACCGAAGAGGACGAGUUUGUCUUUGAGAUUGACAUCUACUCGGACAGCAAGGGCAAGCAGCCCGUCAAAGACCUGGUCCGCAGCCAGCUGGUGCCGCAGCUGCGCACGACGCUGAUCAAGCUGGCCGGCGCUCUGGUGGCCGAGCACGGCAAGGACAUCCAGCACGCCCCCGGCGCCAACCCGUCGAGCGGCUUCACCACCCCCAAGUACCACCCGCCCACCGGCGCCGGCGCCGCCAAGGCAUCAGCGGAUGCGUCGUCGUCGGUCUCCCAAACGACGGGCGGCCAGACCAUCAACACCACCACGGUCACGGACCAGGAAGAGUUCCGCACCACGGCCGACCAGCUCUACCAGACGUUUACGGACCCGCAGCGCAUCGCCGCCUUCACGCGCGCCCCGCCGCGCCUGUUUGAGGGCGCCAAGGUCGGCGGCAAGUUUGAGCUGUUUGACGGCAACGUCGCCGGCGCCUACGUCGAGCUCAAGGAGCCCACGCACAUCGUGCAGAGCUGGCGCCUCAAGCAGUGGCCGGCCGGCCACUACUCGACGCUCCGCAUCGACUUUGACCAGAACGACGUCGACAGCGUGACCGUCAUGCGCGUCGAGUGGAGUGGCGUGCCCGUGGGCCAGGAGGAGGUGACGAAGCGCAACUGGAGCGAGUACUAUGUGCGCAGCAUCAAGCUGACCUUUGGCUUCGGCACGAUCCUGUAA